UAUAUGUAAUCAACUAAAACUUUUGAUGGACGAAAUACCAUAAGAACAUAUACAGGAAACAAAGUACUUAGGAAAUUAAAAGAAAAUCGAAAUAAUACAGCUAAAUUUGUUAAAAAAAGUUCUCCACCUAAAGAUCUACUUUUUACAUCUUAAAAUAAAUUUAGAGUUGGACCCCCUCCAUAACCAUUACGUAAGAACAAUAAUAUCUUAAGUUAGGGCAUAAUAAUUUUCUGCUUUCGGACCCAGCAGAUCCACUAAAUCCAUUUUAGCAAGAAAUAACUUUUUAAAUGGCUAACCAUCAAUCACAAAUAUCAAACCUUUUUUAGAUUUUACUUAAUUUAUGAAAGGAUUAUCAUCUAAUAACGUAAAACCUCGGUCACCUGAACCUUAAAAAAUGGUGGCAAAUAAAUCAAAAUUUUGUAGAUGUAAAGACAUUAAAGAUAUAAUGAAGAAGGUAGAGUAUGUAUUCAAUAAUUUUAUAGGAUGAAAAUGAUAAUAUUAGUAUUAAUAAUGAUAUGAGCCCAAAAUUAUAAUAAUUGCUAUAUAAUACUUCUCUCAGUAAACCAUCCUCUCCUACAAUGAAAGGAUACUUAAAUUCUAAAAAAGAUAUUUAUAAACAAUGUAUUAUAUAUAUUUAUUUAGAAAAAAACGAUGUUAAAAAGGAAAUCUAUUCUUAAGCAUUAUAAAAAAUGCUUAAAGAAGGAGAUGAAGAGGAACUUAUGGAUUUCGAUCAUCGAUACUUAAGAAGUGUUAGAUAGAGGAAACUUAGAAAUAUUGUACAUUUUCUUUUAGGACGAUCAAAAGAAUUGUAAGUUUCACUUCAAGAUUUGAUAGAUAAUAAAAUGACACAAUAUAAACCAUUUUAAUAAUAGGGAUCCUAUUCAUUUCUAUAUUAUGUAAAGAAAGGAUUACUUGAUAAAGUUGAGACUUUACUUUAUUAAAAUAGUCUUUAUGCUUUUGACUUUGAUGAAAAGUAGAUGACUGGUCUUCACAUUGCUACUUAAAAAAAUAAUUUAGAAAUGAUUAAGUUGUUAAUCACUUACAAUUCAAAUCCACUCUCAAAAGAUUUAUAAGGAUUUACUCCAUUACAUUAUGCAAUUAAACAUCGCAAUAUAUCAAGUAUAUAAGUAUGUAUUAAAUUUUUAUAUAUAAGCUUUUUUUAUCCAUAAAAGUUCCAACAGAUGUUCAAUAUCCUGAUUAUUGUAAAUUAACAGAUGAUAUUUAAAUUUUAAAAAUAAUUCGCUCAGCUAAGAUUGAUGAUCUCAUUAAAAGAAUAUCGAAAGAUAAAUCAUUAUAAAUAUACCUUAAAUCAAUAAUAUGA
This is a messenger RNA of Paramecium sonneborni, 1321 nucleotides long. NCBI's taxonomy places the organism in Eukaryota, Ciliophora, Oligohymenophorea, Peniculida, Parameciidae. The record is from the annotation of a GenBank genome assembly.